UCAUAAAGAUUCCGCUAGAGAGCGCUGUGAUACUGUCUCCGGUCAUCCAAGAUGGCAGCGCUCAGUGGGAACGUGCAGGAAAACGUCUUGGAAUUUGUACAAGGACAGCAAGAUAGCGCCUUGCAGAGUGUCGCUAAAGCUGUGUUUGAUGGGGAAACCAGCCUGUUACAACUGGUGGAAAGUCUCGGGUCCUCCCUCACCAGUACUGAGGUGACAACCCGAGCAAGAGCCACCCAGCUGCUGGCAGAGGUACUGCACAGGUCGCCUAGCAACAGGCUGACAGAGAAAGAAGCUGAGGUGUUGUCUGCCUUCUUCUGUGAUCGACUGUUGGACCACCACUCAGUCCAGCCACAUGUACUACAUGGACUUUUGGCCCUGAGUGCAGCUCCACAGCUACCACAGGGAGAGGAAGUCAAGAUUGUACAGGUCAUCUUUAAGGAGGUGUAUGUCCAGUCCCUGGUGCAGACGGACAGAAGAGCCAUCUACAACAUCCUGGCGAACUUCCUGGACACCAGACUGGAAGCCCUGCAGGCCCUGGGUGCAGAUUUUGUCUGGGGGUUUAUCCAGGCCAUGGACGGAGAGAAGGACCCCAGAAACCUCAUCAUAGCCUUCAGCAUUGCCAGGAUCGUCGCACAGGCUUUUCCUAUUGGAACGUUCACAGAGGAGUUGUUCGAGGUCAUCUCCUGCUACUUUCCGAUUGACUUCACUCCGCCAGCUGAUGACCCCCAUGGUGUAACGAGGGAGGACCUGGUGCUGGGACUCAGGCAGGUGUUAGCUGCUACAAGCAAGUUUGCACAGUUCUGUGUGCCCAUGUUGCUGGAGAAGCUGUCCUCUGAUGUGACCAGUGCCAAACUGGACUCUCUCCAUACACUGGCAGCCUGUGCAGAGGUAUAUGGUGCAGACAGUAUGAAGUCUUUCCUGGACCUGCUGUUGUCUGCCAUCAGUAAGGAGGUGUACAGCUCCAUACACCAGGAUGUGGAGAACGCAGCCCUGGCCGGACUCACCGCUGUGGUAGCAACACUGUCACAUGCUGUCACAGAGACUCGGUCUGUGUUCUCCCUGCAUCACUUCUUGGACAGCCUCCUGAAGGGUUGUAAACACCACCUGUGUGAGCCUGAGCUGAAGCUGAUGUGGCCCAGCGCAAAGCUGCUCCAGGCAGCAGCACGAGCCUCCGACCCGGCAUGCGUCCACGUACUGGACACUGCUGUGCCCCUAUUGGUGGAGCAGUUUCAGGUCCACCCCUACCCCCAGCACCGUCACACCAUCCUGGAAGUCACCAUCGCGUUCAUCCACGUAGCUCACGCCUCUACCUCGGGAACCGACGCGCCCAAUCCCGUCGUCCCCCACAGCGACAACUUCCUCACCCUGUUCUACUCCGUUCUCGAAGACGCCGACGCGGGACUGCGGAGUAGCGGGGUCGGCGGGAUGGCAGCCAUGAUUGGCAUUACUGAUGUUGUAAAAGGGAAACAUUUAGAUUUGUGCGCAAAUCAUCUUGGCCGGCUAGUUCUUCAUGACGCAGAUCCCACGGUACAGCGUAGGAGCACUGAGGCACUCGCUGCCAUGGCAACGGCCCAUCCCGACGUAGUACGAGAGGAAGUUUUGUCCAAACUUCUCCAAGUGCUGGAGAACAACAACCCAAACGCCAUGGACACAAACCAGAGCGAGCAAGUAUGCGCCAAACAUGUGACAAAUCAGUACGUGUUGAACACUCUGGCAGCCGUCUCGACUCACCCCACCAUUGUAAGAUGUACAAUUCCCAAACUGUUGAGUCACCUCCAAGCUUUGAUAGAAAGUUGUCCAGACCAAGCCACACAGGAAGCCAUUGCUACGUUAGACUGUGUCUACAAAGUAGUAGAAAAAACUGUGAUCAACGACGCUAAUGUAGAAUAUUUUGUUGAUACGAUUGUACUAAAUCUUAUGUCCAUGGCUCUAUCUGCUGCUGUGAAUACGUCAGAUGAAAACCUACUCCACGAUACGUCACUUCUAGAAAUUGUAGCUAAGGUGUUGAGGGCUGUAGCUCGAAGCCUACCAAACAGUACAGGGAAGGGUAUUGUCAACAGUACUGUACAGGCCUUCCUUCAGGGCAACUUAGCCGCAAUCAGUCUUAACACGUCGGCAAGCUUCGAACCGCUAGACGUUUCCUCACCAUGGCAACAGACCCAAACAGUUCAGCUCCUCAGCGCUAUAGUGUGUAGUGUGGCACGAAACGUCGACAUUCCCUCUAUAAGUGAACUUGCCCAGAAGCUAUUGACGUUGUCUUGUGCAUCCGACCACGAGCCCACCUCCCUCGCAGCUGCAAAGUCCUUGUCUGGUGUGGUCAACAAGUGGGACCAAGGGGAACAGCUCCAGACAUUUCUACAAGAAACGAGAGAUUGUUUGGAACAAAUCUUGAGUAAGACUGAAGACGAGAAGGCAAGGUGUCGAGCUGUAGCUGUACUAGUCUGGUUGACCAAGGCCCUGGUGAUUCGAGGUCACCCCUCAGGUUCCCAGUUCACGAAGACGCUCAUGGCACUCUUCGAGGAUGAAGCAAUAGGGAGAAGGGCAGCUGAAGGUUUCUACGUCAUCCUCAGCGACUCUCCAGACGUCCUGUCUAAAGAAUCGCACGCCAACAUCCGCCUGAUGUACAAGCAGCGCUUCUUCAUGGAAAACCUCCCCGCCCUGGUGGACGGGUUCAACCAAGCGGACGACGGGAGGAAGCAGUCGUUCCUGUGCGCAGUCUCGCACCUCCUCACCUUCAUACCACGUCAAGUUCUCCUGGGCGCGCUCCCCCCUCUGGUUCCCCUCUUGGUACAGUCCCUGCUAGGCGAGGAUCCCAGUCUGCAAGUGUCAACCCUGGAGAUGUUUUCCAGCCUCGUCCAAGAAGCCCCCCAGGUGAUUUCAAAGAACAUAGACGCUCUCAUCCCACAGCUACUCGAGCUGUCGAAGAAUGGUCCGACCAUGAAGGUACGAAUGGCGGCCCUGAAAAGCGUAGGCAGCAUGACGAGCCUCCCUCACGCAGUCGUGUACCCGUACAGAAACAGGGUGGUGCGAGAGCUGGCCGUUGCAGUCGGGGACAAGAAGAGGAUGGUCAGGAAGGAGGCAGUGGCUGCAAGAGGAGAAUGGUUCCUGCUAGGAAGUCCUGGAGGAAAAUAACAACAUACUAGAAUAUGUUACCUCCUAAAUAUAGCAAAUCAUGACCUAAUAAAACUGUUCUGCAACUUAGAACAGGGAAAUUUUUUACUGUAUUGCUCAGUCCUCCUCAGCUAUCAGUG
Messenger RNA from Branchiostoma floridae (Florida lancelet), 3251 nucleotides. Its product is annotated as MMS19 nucleotide excision repair protein homolog. Gene Ontology annotation, cellular component: cytosolic [4Fe-4S] assembly targeting complex; MMXD complex. Bases 52 to 3132 code for a protein of 1026 amino acids. The record is from RefSeq and is a predicted model, not a curated record. Lineage: Eukaryota; Metazoa; Chordata; Leptocardii; Amphioxiformes; Branchiostomatidae. The transcript is spliced from 11 exons. Gene Ontology annotation, biological process: iron-sulfur cluster assembly.